This is a messenger RNA of Bactrocera oleae (olive fruit fly), 7748 nucleotides long. Lineage: Eukaryota; Metazoa; Arthropoda; Insecta; Diptera; Tephritidae. The record is from RefSeq and is a predicted model, not a curated record.
AUAUUUUGCAAAGAAUAACGUAUACAAAAAUAUAUAAGGAAAUCACGUUUUUCAACUUAUAUAUUAUCCUUGUUAAUGUCUUAGAAGGUUUGGGCUUACAUAUUUCUAGUUUUCUGUUAAAAUUUUUUCAUAAAUUUUGAGGUUAUGUGAAAAAGUACAACUUUUCCAAUGGGUUUCAUUCUAUUAUUAUAUAUUUUUUUCAAUCUUUACUACUUUCAAAGGCUUCAGCCCUGGUCUGUAUCUUUAGUUGAUAAACUGGGAAAUUGGCUGCCAAAUGGAUUAGUUUAACUUCGGAUGUUAUCUAUUUAUAUAUCCAUCAAGUCACAGCUACCGAUAUCCAAACACUUUGAAAUAAGUUGCGACUUUGCAUAAGAAAGGGAUGAACAAUCGUACGUACAUAAGAGUUUCAGGUAACUUGAAAUUACUGGCCGCGGUGUUGGGUAAUUAACCGGCUGGUUUACAGAGUAAUACCCUUUAUAGGUACAUUUCAAUAUGGUGCUCCGACAAGAACAAUAUGAUCAGAGAUUGUAGUUUUGCCCUGGAAAUUUCGUGAAGAUAUUUUGUCAAAUAAAACAGUUUUCCACACAAUUGAUUUGAAUCGGUCGGUUGGUAUGGCAGCUAUACAGUACAAUAUCGGUGAUUCCGACGCUUGGGGAGAAAAGGACGUUUGCACAAUUUCAGAACGAUAUCUCAAAAACCGAGGUACAAGUUCGGGUACAUACAGACGGACAGACAAGUAUAUAUACUUCGUGGAAGGUCUGAACUGAUUGCAAUAGGACAUAUUUCCAUGAAAUAUAUUGGUAUACAAUUUGCUAGGAUAACGGUUUUAAUGAUUAUAUAUAGUAUAUAGCAGUUGAGGUAAUUCGCGGACUGAUUUCAUACAUUUUCAACAUCAAACUAUAGUAUAUCCAGAAUUAUAUUAUAUAUUCACUUAUUUUGCUAAGACAUCUUAUACAUCGGCCGAAAUAAAAAUAUAAAGAGUUUUGAAAUACUUUUAUCUGAUAUAUUUGGACUGCGAGUAGUAUUGACCCGAUUUUGUCCAUUUAUUAUUAUUACCAGAUAAAAAUGCUCUCUGAGUUUCAUUAAGAUAACUCACAUAUUAAAUUAUAUCAUUUAUGAUAUAUGUUAUAAGGUCAACCUGAAACUUGAAAAUCCUUAUAUUUGGUAUAUGGGGUCUAUGAGAAGCAUUGACCCGAUUUUACCCUUUUUUUAUCACCAGGAUACAUUAUUCCCAAAAAAAGACGUUUCAUUGAUAUAUGUCGCAGAUUGGCACUCAGGGUGACAUAUUCGGUACCUGGGGGCUUGAUAAGUCAUGAUCCGAUUUCGACCUAUUUUAGACAUGAGUCGCCAUACCUUUAGGGUAUCAUUUGUGCAAAGUUUUAUUCCGACAACUUUAUUGGCGUUUGAUUUGAUUUGAUGGUAUUUAAACAUUUGUUAUAUGAGAUACAAGCGUGUGUGUAUUGCGAUUUCGCCCAAUUUUAUUCGGUAAGCUAAAGAUGUCAUAAUACUCCUCACACCACUCCCAUUGUUCAAUUUUUAUAUCGGCUCCGAAGAAAAUCUUUCGUACCAUCUAAAAUGUGAAAUUAAAUACUUCUGGGGUGUUUAUUUAGUAAGUUAUCGUGCAUUUAAUAGUUUUCAACAUAAUUGUUAUACGGGGAGUGGGCGGGGUUAUAAUCCGCUUUUACCCAUUUUCACACUGUCGAAAAAGCUACUGGAAGGAUUUGUCCUCAGCAAGUUGAUAUAGGUUUAGAGGUUUGUGAAAUAUGUACAUUAAACCUAUCAGGAGGCGGAUACAUAUCUCACCAAAAUGAGUAUAAUAGGCAUAUUGAAUCUUACAAAUGUCACUUCGAAAUGAACUUAUCUCAUGAUUACAAGACACUUUAAUUGGGGAAAUAAGAAAUAGAUACAUCUAAUAGGAAAUAUUUAUACAAAUCUAAACCUAACAUUAAGUGUGCCUGUUUCGGCUUUUUUCAUUAGAUCCUAAAGGUCCCUUACCAAACCAUACCGAAAAUCCUCAGUUCAAUUGUAUAUACAUACUUGCACAUACAUAUGUAUGUAUGGGAGAAAAAAACUUCAGAGAGAGGUUGAAUGCAGACCGUAUUAUUAAUAAACUACAUCCACUACAAUAUAUAUUAUAUUAAUAUUAUGGUGAGUAACUCUUUGGUUCAGUGUCGCGCAUCUGUUGCCAACAACAACAACUUUGUGUAAUCAAUAUUCCUACUCACACUUCAAUAUUGUAGACGUAUUUGAAUAGAAAUUCAAAGUGUAAUUUUUAUUGUGUCAAAAACGAAAAAUAUUUAAAAUAUUUUAGUAUAAAACAGAGAAAACAUUUAAGGGAAAUAACGAAAAUAUUAUAAUCAGAGAAACUCUUAAAACGAGAUAAUCAAAACGACGUAAGUGUUCCGAAAAUCGUUACCAAACCAGAAAUAUUAUAAAAAAGAAACAUUAUGGAACGCUAUUACGUCGGCGGUGAUAGAGGUGACAGAGGGCACCAAUUAUGCAACAGCAAUAACAACCGAACCGAACAAAGGGAGAUUACUGGUUUGACACGCAUUACUAAGAAACGCCUAAAAGAGCUCUGCAAAAAGGAUAAACUCUAUCAGACGCCGGCGCUUAAUGAUGUGCUUUAUCUGCACUAUCAAGGCAUCGAUUGCAUUGAGUGCUUGGACGAUUACACCGGCCUCAAAUGCCUUUGGUUGGAAUGCAAUGCCAUAUCCGAAAUACAGGGACUGGACAAUCAAAAACAGUUGAAGUGCCUAUUCUUACAAAGUAAUUUGAUAAAACGUAUUGAGAAUUUGGAAAACUGCCCCGAGCUAGAUACGCUCAAUUUGGCUUCGAAUCAUAUACGAAAAAUCGAGAAUUGUGGCUUCGAUGUAUUGCCAGUUUUGAGUACUCUAAAUUUGUCCUCGAAUUAUUUGAAAGACUUUGAUGGUCUUAAAGAUUUGGAAAAUUGUAAGACGCUGUCAGUGUUGGACUUAUCGAAUAAUCGUAUCAAUGAUAUUCUGGUGGUAAAGAUUUUCGCAAAAAUGCCGCAAUUGCGUGUGCUGGUGCUACAAGGUAAUCCAGUAGUGUCUAAAUUACCGCAGUACCGCAAGACCCUAAUAUUGGAGUGUAAAGAACUGACUUAUCUCGACAGUCGUCCAGUGUUUCCGAAAGACCGCGCAUGCGCGGAAGCUUGGAAAAUUGGUGGUUACGGAGGUGAACGAAAAGAAAAUGAACGGUGGAACCGCAUGGAACGUAAAAAGAUACGUGACAGCGUUAACGCCACAAUUCGCAUGCGAAACCGACAUAAACCACCAGACCAACAAGAUGCCCUUUUCAAUUCAUCCGAUUCCGAUGAAGAUUCCAUGGAAGUGAAGCGACAUCGGCAGGCUGAAGUCGAUGCUGGCAUAAAUAUGGAAUUGGGUAUAUGGGAAGAGGUAGUGAAUGAAGAUAGCAAAUCGGAAACAGCUUCCUCUGACAUCAAUAUUAGCUCAUCAACAUCGGUACUAAGUACUACAGACUCAAAUGCUAAUAUUUCAGCGGACUCCAAGUCACUGGAGUUGCGUUCAAAUCUAGACAAAGAAGAAUCGAAAAUCAUAAAUGACUCUCACGUUACAAAAUCUCAAGUUUUAGAAAUAACAACAGAUGGUAGUAUAGGAACUGUAUUGAAUAUUUGUAAUACAGAUUCGUUGAGAGAGAAAGUUGAGAUUGCUAAUGAAAUCAAUUCUGUCGAAAUUACAUGUGGUGUAAUUGAACGUCUGUUAGACAAUGAGAUAUUACCAGCUGUUAUGCAAAAAACCGGGAAUCUCAACAGGCGCAUGUCAGAAAUGCAAAAUAUCUCCGAUUCCGAUGAUGCUGGCAAAGAUGAGUAUAAUGCAACCGUGGAUGCAAUUUCUAAAAUAACAAUGAAUGAUCUCUCAACACCGUCUCCGAAAAAACGUAUCAAACUACAAAUAGAGGUCGAUGAGUGCUUGGAAAUGAUGGAAAUAGAAGAAGAACAAAUUGCAACUGAAAAGCGUUUACAGAUGGAGGUAGAGUAUGUGCAACCGCAGCAAAAUUAUGACAGCAGUGUGAAAAAUGUAGAAGGAACAUGCUUAAUAAGAGAGGAUCAUGAGUUCCUACAAGUCAAAACCGCUGAACAAUUAAAGUAUGAGCAGGAGUGUGAGGAAGUCAACCAAAAAUUAGUAGAGGACUUUGAAGAACUUUCGACUCAUAUGGAUAACUUUUUCGUAGAAAUGAAGAAAGACAAAGAGUCGAUUGAAAAAACGCAAAACAUUAGCUUUUCUGUGCAGAAUUAUGAAGUUAAAAAAAGUAAUAAAUCCAAUUCAACUUUGCUGUGUAGAGAAACCACGCCAGAAAACCAUGUUGCCUCGGUGGUCGAACAUGUGGCGCAAGUGGAAGCACCUUCAGAAUUACCAGAUGGUGAAAGAGACCCAGAAGAAGGCAGCAGCAGUAGUGCCGAUGUGCCACCUGAAGCCAGCGGUGUCGAUAAGGUUAUUACGUUGGGUAGUACGGUUCUUAAGGUGGAAAUAUUGGAGAGUGAUGUACCAGGUGACCAUGCAGAUACACCAACACAAGUAGUUAACAAUGAUUCUACGGAAACGGAUAACAAACAGAAAGCUGGAAUUGAUGCUGCUGUUAUGACACCGAACUUUGGUAGACAACAAGGAAAAGCUAUCUCAACUUUCGAACGCGAAGAAAGAGAACUACGUCAAUUACUACAAAAACUUGAAGAUGAAAAUGAACAAUUGUAUAAAAUUAACAACGCAUACCGACAAGCGUUAGAAAAGGACAUACGUAAUGAGAUAAAAUAUAGAGACAGUGACAGUAGCGAAGACACGAAUAAAAUAUGCGCUGAAAUAAUUCAAGACCUUCUUGAUGAGUUGGCUUUAUUGAAGCAGACAACCCGAGAACGGCCAACAAAGCCGAAAAGCUAUGAAUUUAUUGAAAUUGAAUCAGACGAAGAAUACAGCUACUCAGAUCCCCAAAAGUCGCCUGAGCCGCCAGUGCGCAGCAUACGUGAGGUGUUGGAUUCUUUCAAUGAACUGUUACAGGAGAUAGCACGCAAGAAUAAAGCUGAGAAAGAACGCGAGGAAUGUGAAAACAGAGAAGCCGUUCAAAAUAAAUACGCGACCACCGAAGCUCAAAAAGCUGCGAGUUUACAGAAUCUUCUGAAAUCACCAAAUUUGCGCGAUUUCAAUGGCGAUACCAGUGAGUUGUUGAAUCAUCAAAUUGCUACUGAAAAGAAACGCGAGAAUGCGCGUGUGCGCAAAUUAGUUGAUCGUGUUUAUGCGCAAAAAGAUAAGUACAACGAUACAUUGGAAGUGGUGGGCGGUAAGCUGGUUGUGGUGAAAAAGGACACUGGCGAGAUAGAGGAUUUGCCGGAAAGCAAAUUUAAUUAUAGUGAUAGUGACGAUUCAGACUACUAUGAAUCAGCCAAUUCCGAUAAUGAGGGUGGUACUGAGUCAAUGCGUCUAUGGGACUCAAAGGUGCGUAGGGAGGAGAACGGAGCUGGUAGUUUUAAAUUACCUUAUCGACCCACCGAACGUAUACCUGCCAUGCAGUUAAUACAGAAAGCAAAUGUGUUGAAGGAAAAGGAGGAGGCAGCACGUGAGGCAGCAGAAGAAGAGGAAAAUGAACAGUUUUAUUCAUUGGAACCAUCGAAACCCACAGGUUUCCAUGAUAUCGAUAAAGAAUUUAUAGACAAAAUGGACUUUGAAAAGGUGGCUGUUGAAAAGCCGAAUGAAGAUACUCUGGUGGAGUGCACACGCAGUUAUACUGAGCUGAAGCAGAUCAUCAAGCAUGAUAAAGAAGACUUCGAUUUGACAGUGGAUGAAAGUAAUAUAUUGCAGAGAAUAGUGGAACGUGUGGAGCAAAAUAAUAGCAAGCAAACUACUAGUCCACUGACAGAGGAAGAGAACGAGCUACUGCAUAAGAUGGUGCAACGUACAAAGGAGAAAGAAAGAGAUAAGCAGGAAACCCGACGUUUAGAGGAAGAAACACGCGGAAGCAAAGUUAAGCCGACACUUUCGAAACAGACUAUGAAAAUUAUGGAAUUUAAUGGCAACUCGGGUCAAACUAGUGAUAGUAAGAAAGAGAACAUCGGAAAUUUUAUGAAUAUAAAGCAAUUGGAUGCUGAAUUUCCAAUACCCCGUAUCUUCAGAGAUAUGCUAGAUGAAACAGAUUUGAAUGAAAUUGCGCAUAGGUUUCAUGACAUUGAGCCUAAGCCUGAAUUGAUGGAUUUAUAUAGCAAACAAACAAAUGAGCCUGUAAAAGAGCUAUAUGAAAAGCAAAAAUGUGGGCUUUUCAAGAAUCCACUUGAACUUAGUCGUGGCGGUAUAGGGGUUGGGCAGCAAUGUGACGAAGAGGAAUUUCACGAAUUAGAUACAAGUUACGAGGAUGUAUUACCAGCAACAGAUGAACUAGAUGUGGAAGUGUUGAAUGCGGUAGAUGAGUGCGAAGAAUUAGAAUCUGAAUCAGAGCUAGAGCCAAAGCCCUUAGCAAUAUACCAAGAAAUAAACGACGAAGCUUUAAAAGCCAAAGUGGAGCACAUGAAAGCUAAUCCAGAAUUAAAUGAGAAGCGUGAAAGCCUUAGAGAUGUGGCAGUACAUGUGCUGAAAUUUGAUGGAAGUAAUUACGAGGAAUAUGGUAUUGAUCAAGAAACAGCGCGUGGAGUUGUGGCAUAUGAGAAAAUGUUAAAUUUUGGUGUAGUCGAGACUGAAGAAGAGUUUCAAGAUGCGCCAAUGGGCGAGGAAGAGAUGGCGAAAAGCGUUACCGAAGCGCUACAAAAAAAUGAGUUAAAGGAGGGGAAAGAAGAACAUAUUGCAGAGUUCAAGUUUACUAAAAAAAGCGUACCAGAUACGAAAACAGAAAAGGAAACGAAAGAUAUACAAAACGAGCUUGUAGUACAAAAUGUACACGAGCAAACCGAUAUGAGAGAGGUAGAAGAUGACACCGCUUCCGGUAAAGAGCUGACCAUCAAGUUUAAAAUAGAUAAUUUGCAAGAAAACACCGAUGCUAUCGUUGAAGAUAACUCUAAAAAUGUUGAUCUCUACGAUUUGGAGGAAAUGACCAAAGAGAAUAUGAGAAAAUUGGAAAAUCUUGAAAAUGAAAUCACCAAUUAUUUAUAUCAAUUCGCGGAUCAUAUACAGAGUCAAGUAGACCACAAGAAAUUACCAGUUAAUACCGAGUUUCCAGAAGUCUCAGUUGAAUAUAAGGCUAUACCACAAAGAGUUUCUAAAAUAGAUGAAAUAAUUAGUAAUAUGAACACAGUACGCGAAGUACAGCGAGAGACAGCAGCCCCAAAACUCUGUGAUGCCACCCCUGCACACCGACAACCAGAAACAACAACCAAAACUGAAGAACUUAACAACAAACCCGCCUCUAAUGACCUAGAGAAAUCGCGUAGUCUUGCGAAUUUACUCAAAUCACCUCUCAUAAAGCAAUUCAACGAUGAUACCAACGAAAGCCUGGACGCACAAAUACAAGCAGCCCAGAAAAACGAUUUCGACUUGAUCGAAUGUAGCCUAGAAGUUAUUGGUGAUGACGAUGAGGUGGUCAAAGAAAUUUCGGUUAACGCCGAGAUUACAUUCAAUUCCUAAAAAAAUAUUAAAAUCAAACCAAAUUUAUGUAUAUUUUUUAUAAAACACAAGUUUUUCAAGUCCUAAUUAAUCACCUUUGUAUGUAUGUACAAGUAUAUAUGGUCUAUAUACGUACUACAAGUACAUAUAGUACCUAGAUUCCACCAAAUAUAUAUGUAUGGAUGU